AUGUCAGAAUCAGCCGCUCAAAGAGUAAAAGAAAUAUUAAAGCAUAUUACUCAGUCACACACCGAGCCUUUCAAACCACAAACACCGCUGAGAUUUUCCUCAUCGCCUCGGCUAUCUCCUCUACCCAUUAUGGAGAAUUAUGACUUUCAGGAAAGCCAUAAAUCUGAAGAUUCAGAAGCAAAGAACAUUGCGCUUCUCGGAACUCUCGGCUUCUUUGUACUAAUCGCUAGUUUUGUUAUUUGGGGCUGCCUCCGUCGUCGCUUGGCUGCCUUGGACAAGAAUCGUAUUCCCGACUUUAGUGAUCCCGAGUUAGCGGAGGCGGAGGCUAGUCUUGUUGAGACUUUGGACGAAGCAGCUCGUCAAAAUUAUGAGCGUGCGCGAGUAUUUCAGGAAGCUUACCCACCUGAUAGCGUACCAACAGAUAUAACUUUCACUCAACUCCUCUCUAUUCAAGAGAAAGGUGUCUCGGCAUGGGAAUUUGAACCCGAUCUUCAUAAUACAAGUUCGUUUGUCGAAUGCCGAACGGAAAUAUCGUUUUAUGAUAGUGAAUGUUGCGUUCAAACAAACCUGCCCUUGCCCAAACAGCAAGAAAUAUAUUAUUGGGAAGCCAAGAUGUAUGAAAAAUCACCGUCUACAACAGUAGCCGUUGGUCUUGCUACAAAGCCUUAUCCAACCUUUCGACUUCCAGGCUGGAAUAGACAAUCUAUUGCAUAUUUCUCGGAUAGCGGUUUCAAGUUCUUCAACUCGCCAUUCAACGGAAAAGCUUAUGGUCCACAAUUUCAUCAGGGGGACGUAGUUGGUGUCGGGUAUCGCCCGAGGACUGGCACCAUUUUUUUCACACGUAAUGGUAAAAAAUUGGAUGACGCAUUUACGGGAAUGAAGAUGAAUCUGUUUCCCACUGUCGGUGCAAACGGUCCCUGCUGUGUGCAUGUCAAUUUUGGACAAUUGGGCUUUGUGUUUAUUGAAGCGAAUGUAAAAAAGUGGGGGCUUGCGCCAACGAUGGGAACACUGGCUCCACCUCCUGCUUAUGGUUCUGAAAGAGACUCGAUUCUAGUAGCGUCAGGCUCGAGAAGUUGUCCAUCCAUAAAUAUUUCUCGUAUUGUAAAUACGAAUGUCGACAUUGGACGUUCCAACGAUCUGCUUUCGGAGGCUGCGUUGGAUAUUUCCUUGGCAGACAUUCACCUUCCUCCUCCAUCUUACUCUUCCGUAGAUCAAUUCCCUGCACGGUCCACUGCUCCAGAUACACCACAGCCUUAUCCACAGACAGAAGAUCAAAACGAUUCACGAAGGAACAGUGUUUCGUCAGACACAUAUUUAUUAGCAGAAGAUCCGUAA
Messenger RNA from Paraglomus brasilianum, 1335 nucleotides. Lineage: Eukaryota; Fungi; Glomeromycota; Glomeromycetes; Paraglomerales; Paraglomeraceae. The record is from the annotation of a GenBank genome assembly.